Molecule: messenger RNA, 1368 nt
Organism: Papaver somniferum (opium poppy)
Lineage: Eukaryota; Viridiplantae; Streptophyta; Magnoliopsida; Ranunculales; Papaveraceae
Product: putative F-box/FBD/LRR-repeat protein At5g22670
Exons: 3
Coding region: 150-1232 (360 amino acids)
Source: RefSeq, a predicted model, not a curated record
GAAGAUUAUGAUGAGGAAGCCAUUAUCUUGGAGACGGAUAAGUUCAUGGAUUUUGUGGAUAGGGUAUUCGUUCAACGCAAUAUGUUAAAUAUAAAGAAGUUUUGCCUCGAUUGUGAAAAUGGGUAUUUCGAUCAUGGGCGGGUGAACGCAUGGAUCACUACGGCAAUGUUUACAAUGUGGAAUCGAAGAGUUCAUUUUUUUCUGGGUCCUACUCGUACCCAAACAAUGGGAAGAUGAUUCCUGAUUCCCUUUUCACCUGUGAAUCAUUAACUACGUUAGACUUUCAGUUUGUAGAACAAGAUGGGCUCGAUCUUCCGAAAUCAAUUUCUCUUCCACGACUUAAGAUCCUCCGUCUAACGAAUAUCGUAUAUGAUGAUGAAAAAUUGGCAGGAAAACUCUUUUCUAGUUGCCCAGUACUUGAAGAAUUGUGUUUGACUGAUUGUAGUUGGCAGAAUCUUUAUUUCAUACGUGUUUCUGCUCCUAGAUUGAAGUCAUUCACUCUAACUGGUUGUCUGAGAAAUAAUAUGGAAGAUGUCAAGGUCAAGAUUGAUGCACCAAAUUUGUCGUCCUUCACUUUCUGUGAUUGGCUACCAGAAGAUUUUGUUGUGGAUAGUUUUCCAUUGCUACAUGAUGCAGAUUUAUACUACAACUAUGGCGACAUAGAGAGCAGAUUUCUUCCUAUAUAUAAGUUUGUAGCGAAUCUCUGCAACGUAAAGGUCUUGAAAAUAUCAGGUGCUUACUUUAAGAUUCUCAAGCUCGCGAAGGCAUUGUCUACUAGUUUCCCUACUUUUCAUAAUUUGAUCUGUUUGGAAGUGUAUGAUAUUCGUUAUCUGCAAAUGAAAACAUUACUCAACUUCUUAGAGUACUCGCCAAACCUGGAAGCACUCGUCAUCAAGAAGGUCAAAUUUAGUGGCAAAGUCGACGAGAAUACUUUGACAUUUAACAAAGUGCCUAGUUGUUUGGAGUGCCUCAAGUCAAUCGAAUUUCAGAAGUUCAAUGGGUACCCGAAGGAGCUGGAGAUGGUUAAAUUUGUUCUGAAGCAUGCAAGAGUUCUUCAAACGGUCACUAUGGAAACUUCAUAUACUGUGGAGGAUGAUGACAUGGAUCCAGCAAAGAUGAAAAAGAAUCUUAAAGCUAUGGAGGUUGAAGCUGUGAAUAAGAAAAUUACAACGCAGUUAGGAAUGUCACCAUGGGCUUCAGCAGGUUGUGUCAUUAAGUUUUCAAGUUCCUGAAUCUUGUUUUUUCUUAUUCUUGUCAAACCAUAGUAUAGGUUGCCAGGUUUUGUUUUUGAUUUUCUGGGCAAUUAAACUGGCAGUGAACCGAAUGAUUACUUUUACAUUAGUAGGAAUAUCAGUUUAUUAUCGGAUA